Molecule: messenger RNA, 1848 nt
Organism: Symbiodinium sp. CCMP2592
Lineage: Eukaryota; Dinophyceae; Suessiales; Symbiodiniaceae
Source: the annotation of a GenBank genome assembly
AUGGCUUGCUGCGGCUCCGGGAAGUCCCGGACGCCUCUGGAGGUCUAUGCUCAGUCGCUGCCCGACGACGCAGACGCUGCCCCGAUGCUCUUCCCCAUGUACACCGUCGCCGCAGACGUGCUCCUGAAGAUGACAAAGGUCGAACCAUACGAGAAGUUGAAGGCCCGGGGCCAACUCGUGGACUUCAGCGACGACUUGGGGAGAGCAGCUUUCGUUUCACACCAGUGGCUAACGAAACAACACCCCGAUCCAGACUUUCAGCAGAUGCGCACUUUGCAAGAUGCUGUCAAGCGGAUCCUGACCAGCUCUGGGGCGAUUUCCUUAGACCCCGCCACAGAAGCAGUGGUGCCAACGGCCAAGCCCCGUCCUGUGAAAGAUUUUCAGACCAAUGCACUGUUCUUCUGGUACGACUACUUCUCGUGCCCGCAGUUACAUCAUGCGACACCAGUUGAAGAUGCCGUACAGAGGACAGACAGCCGCAUCCAGCAAGCCGACGCCAUCACCAGCAUCCCAGCCUACGUCGCCAGGUGCGACUUUUUCCUUGCGCUGUGUCCGGUUCUCGACGUCCCUGUCGAGAGCAGGGUGCUGACAGCAGCGACCUGGAGCAGCAGGGGGUGGUGUCGCCUAGAACGAGCAGCACGGGAGCUGUCGCCAAACAGUACUUGGAUUCUUAUUCGAAGCGAGACCUCCAUUGAAACUGUUGGCACGCUGAUGUCCUUUCCGAGUGGCUCCGUUGGGGAAGGCGACUUCGGUGUCCCACAGGAUAGGAAAAGGCUAGCUCCGGUGAUGCGGAAGAUCCUCAUGCAGAAGCUGAACCACUGCCUGCGUGUGGGUGACCUGCCCGGAUUCCGGCGCAACUUCAACCUCCGGAUGAUGUACUUGCGGGGCCUUGAGAUUGCCCCGGUGAACGGCCUGCUACCCCGGUGUGAGCGUGGUGAUGAUGUGGUGGCCGAGUUCCUACACCAAAACGGUCUGAGGAGGGUCGGGGAGGUAGACAGCGCUGGGUGGCGGCCCCUGCACUAUGCGGCACUGGCCGGCAACAUAGAGGUGCUGAAAGGCCUGCUGGAACAGCGCGCCCAAGUGAACUGGCGCACGUGGAAGGACGAGCCGAUGCUGGGCUUUCCGCCUUGGAUGUCGGCAUUGGACCUGUCACUGUUCUACAGGCAUCAUGAGGCCACACGCUUGCUUCUUGGGGCGAGAGCCCACCUUGUUGGUGGAGUUUCACCGGCGGUCAUGCAUGCAGCCGGCGGAGACAAUGCGGAAGGCAUCCGACUGGUGUGUGCGAUGGGUGCCGUGCCACUGUCGCAGAACCUACUGGGAAACCCCACCUUCGCGACGGCAGCUGCUAUUGCAUCUGCAGAAGCCCUGGAAGAAUUGUUGGUGCAGGGACGCCCAAGCUCGAUGGAUCUUUCUCGGGCCCUCUUCGACGCCACCAUGUUUCGGGGCGGAUCGGCUGAACUAGUGCAGCGAUUGAUCACCCUCCGUGCCGACGUUAACUACCAGCUGGACUUGCCGCGGGACUGGAGCAGACUGGGCCGGCUGCUCCUUGCAGUGAAGUCCUGGCAACACCGGCGGGGCCGUACCAGUGCACUAACUGCCAUCGCUUAUCACCUGCAUGGCAGCACGCCGCUGAUGCAGACCAUCCGGUCGGCUCAGUUCGACGGCGCCGCGACCCUGAUCGCGGCCGGUGCCAGACUGGAUAUCUGCAACUGCCGGAAGUGGACCGUGGCAGACUUUGCACAGGGGCUGUCGAUCCCACGUUUUCUGCAGCUGGGCCUGGAGGGAGACUCGUCAGAGUGCCGAAGGGUGUCUUUGCUCGCACAAUCGACCAGCUGUUUUUCAAUUUGA